Oryza brachyantha (malo sina) is the source of this 3378-nucleotide messenger RNA. Its product is annotated as protein unc-13 homolog. The record is from RefSeq and is a predicted model, not a curated record. Lineage: Eukaryota; Viridiplantae; Streptophyta; Magnoliopsida; Poales; Poaceae. The transcript is spliced from 5 exons. The coding region runs from base 81 to 3191 and encodes 1036 amino acids.
UGGCGCCCACCCCACCUCUCUCUCCCUCGGGCCGAAAGAGCAGCGCAGCCGCCGCUCGCUCGAUCGGCCGGAAGGAGAGCAUGGGGCGCCUCCAGCAUUACCACCGCUCCCGCUCCGCCUCCUCCUUCGCGCGCUCCUCCGACACCGCCGCCACCGACAGCGACGUGCGCAGCCUCGCCGUGCCUGUCGCCGCCGCCGCCGUCGACUGUCCCUUCGGCCACGUCGAUGGACUCACCCGCGCUGAGCUCCGGGAGGCCGCCUACGAGGUGUUCUUCAUGUCCUGCCGCAUCGCCGGGGGUGGCCGGCUCAACUACUUCCCGGCAGGGGAGAGCGGGGGUGACGGGUCACCGACCAUCGGCGCCGGCCCCAGGGGCGGGACUGGGAUGAACGUCGUCAGCAGCAGGGUCAAGAGGGCGCUGGGGCUCAAAGCGCGUAGGUCAUCGCAGCCGACCACCGCGCGAAUCGCCAUGAACGCGUCAUCGGCGCCCGGCUCGCCCAGGCGUGCCAUGCGGCAGGCGUCGACACCGGUGUCGCCCGGGAAAGGGAGGCGGCCGAUGACCUCCGCUGAGAUCAUGCGGCAGCAGAUGCGGGUCGCGGAGCAGAGCGACGCCCGCCUCCGCAAGACGCUCAUGCGCACCCUCGUCGGCCAGGUGGGAAGAAAAGCUGAGACGAUCAUCCUGCCCCUAGAGUUGCUCCGGCAGCUCAAGCCCACCGACUUCGCCAACAACGACGAUUACCACCAGUGGCAGCGGCGGCAGCUCAAGCUCCUCGAGGCCGGCCUCGUCGUGCACCCUUCCCUCCCGCACGACCACCUCAGUGUCGUCGUGCUCCGGUUCCGCGAUGUCGUGCAGGCCACCGACGCCCGCGCCAUCGACACCGGCAAGACAUCAGACGCCAUGCAAGCCCUCUGCAACGCCGUGCACGCGCUUGCUUGGCGCCCCACUCCCGGCAGCAGGUCCCCCAGCGAGGCCUGCCACUGGGCCGACGGCUACCCUCUCAACGUGCUACUCUACGUCUCGCUCCUCCAGGCCAUCUUUGACCUUAAGGAGGAGACCGUCGUGCUCGACGAGGUGGAUGAGCUCCUGGAGCUAAUGAAGAGGACAUGGACAACGCUAGGCAUCAACAAGAUGAUGCACAACGUGUGCUUUGCUUGGGUCCUUUUCCGGCAGUACGUGGUCACUGACCAGAUCGAACCGGACCUCGCCGGCGCGGCGCUCGUCAUGCUCACGGAGGUGGCAACCGACGCAAAGCAAGAGAACCACGAUCCAGUGUACUCCCGGGUGCUCUCGAGCACCAUUGGCGUGAUACACGACUGGUCGGAGAAGAUGCUACUUGACUACCAUGAGUGGUAUGGGAACGACAAUUGUGGCGCCAUGGCCAUGGAGAGUGCUCUUUCACUGGCGCUCGCCACAAGCAAGAUCAUCGCCGAUAAUGCGACCGGCACAGGCAUCAACACGGCGAGCACCGAGGACGACGACUGCAGCGUUGGAAGCUUCGCCGGCGACUGUGCAGAUUACUACGUGAGGUGUUCCAUGAGAAGCGCAUUCACUAAGUUACUGCAGAAUGGACUCAGACAAGGGGACGGCCUAAUUAUCGAUCGCGGCGACGAUGACCCGAGUGACAUCCUAGCGCGGCUCGCCAGCGACACAGAGCAGAUCGCGUUGUGGGAGUACGACAGCUUCAGCCCGGUGCUGCGACGGUGGCACCCGUUCCCGGGCGCGGUCGCCGCGGUGACCCUGCACGGCUGCUACGGCGUCAUGCUGAAGCAGUACUUGGGGAAGGCCUCCGGCCUCACCAACGAGCUCGUGCACGUGCUGCACGCGGCUGGUAGGCUCGAGAAGGCGCUGGUGCAGAUGGUGGUGGAGGACGUGGCGGACAGCGACGACGGCGGCAAGUCGGUGGUGAGGGAGGUGGCGCCGUACGACGUGGAGUCCGUGGUGGUCGAGUUCCUCAGGACGUGGAUCUUGGAAAGGCUCAGGAUCUGCAAGGAGUGCCUCCACCGAGCCAAAGAAACCGAGAGCUGGAUGCCGAGGUCCAAGAAUGAGCCCUACGCGCAGUCGGCGGUGGAGCUGAUGAAGGUGGCCAAGGCGACCGUCGACGAGUUCUUCGGCAUCCCGGUGAGCGUGAGGGACGACAUGGUCCAGGACCUCGCCAACGGCAUGGAGACGAUCUUUCACGAGUACAUCUCCUUCCUCGCCUCUUGCGGCAAUAAACAGAGCUACCUCCCGUCGCUGCCGUUGCUGACGAGGUGCAACCAGGACUCGAAGAUAAUCAGGCUGUGGAAGAAGGCGGCGACGCCGUGCCGGGUGCCCGUGUCGAGCCCUCGUGGCAACGUGCACCAUGGCCAGGGCAGCAUGGCGUCCGGCGGCCAGAACCCGCGGCCGUCGACCAGCCGCGGCACGCAACGCCUCUACGUCCGGCUCAACACGCUCCACUUCAUCCUCAGCCACAUCCACGCGCUCGACAAGUCGCUCUCCUUCUUCUCCCACGGCAGGUGCUCGUCGCCGGCCGCCGCCGCCACCACCCGCCUCCUGGCGCCGUCCUCCCACUUCGACCGCGCGCGCACCGCAGCGCAGUCCGCGGUCGGCCACGUCGCCGAGGUCGCCGCGUACCGCCUCAUCUUCCUCGACUCGCACCACUCGUUCUACGAUGGGCUCUACGUCGGCGGCGUCGCUGACGCCCGCAUACGUCCGGCGCUCCGCACAUUGAAGCAGAACCUGUCGCUGCUCCUCUCCGUCCUCGUCGAUCGCGCGCAACCAGUAGCAGUGCGGGAGGUGAUGAAGGCCUCGUUCCAGUCGUUCUUGCUGGUCCUUCUCGCCGGCGGCAGCGACCGGAGCUUCACAAAGGACGACCACGACAUGGUCGAGGAGGACUUCCGGAGCCUGAAGCGCGCCUUCUGCACACGCGGCGAGGGCCUGGUGACCGAGGAGGUGGUCGACGGCGAGGCGGAGGCGGCAGAAAGCGUCGUGGCGCUCAUGGGGCAAACGGCAGAGCAGCUCGUGGAGGAGCUGAGCAUCGCGUGUGAGUUGAGCGCCGUGAGCUCCGCUGGCCAGAGGAUGCCGGUGCCAGCGACGACAUGGCGAUGGAGCCGCACGGACCCGAACACGAUCCUCCGCGUUCUCUGCCACCGUGACGACGUGGUGGCGAGCCACUACUUGAAGCGCACAUUUCAGCUUCCCAAAAGGCGGUGACAAACUUUCGAUUCGCAAUGCAAAUUUCAUGGGCGUGUGUUCUUGUUGGAAGCAAAUAAAGCUCAAAUCAUCUGGAAAAAAAAACCUGAUCUAGCUUCAAUUGUGCAGGAGAAGAGAGAAGCUGCAUGAUUCGUAAUUCUAAUUCUACUGCCGAUUUGCAGCAGGUGUUGGUGCUGUACACCAAAAU